AUGGGUGUGGGCACACAGAUCAGUCUUUUACUGUGGAAGAACUGGACUCUUCGCAAGCGGCAAAAGAUUCGGUUCCUUGUUGAAAUUUUUUGGCCUGUGGUACUAUUCAUUGGACUGGUGUGGCUGCGGAAGGCUAACCCAUUGUACCGUCAGCAUGAAUGCCAUUUUCCCAACAAAGCAAUGCCCUCUGCUGGAAUUCUGCCCUGGAUCCAGGGGAUUUUCUGCAAUGCCGACAACCCCUGCUUCCAGCACCCCACCCGAGGAGAAUCGACGGGCCUCGUUUCCAACUACAACAACUCUAUACUGGCCCGGUUCUAUGCCGAUGUUCAGGAGCUGCUGUUCGAGGACCCAGAGUUCCAGCAGGUGGGCAAGCUGUGGAAGGAGCUGAUGGUGAUGAGCACCUUCAUGGACACCAUCCAGACCGACCCCUCCCGGAUCACAGGCCGUGGACUGAAAAUAGAAGAUAUACUGAAGGACAAUGAGACGCUCACCUCGUAUCUUUUGACGGAUGUGGGGCUGACCGACCCUGUGGUGUUCCAGCUGGUGAAAGCCAAAGUGCGCCCUGAGCAGUUUGCGUACGGCGUGCCGGACCUGAGGCUGAAGGACAUCGCCUGCAGCCAGGCCCUGCUGCAGCGCUUCAUUGUCUUCCCCAGCACGCGGGGCCUCUUCGCCGUGCGCAACGCCAUGUGCUCCCUCUCCCAGUCUGACCUGCAGGCGAUCGAGGACAAGCUCUACGCCAACGUGGACUUCUUCAAGCUCUUCCGCCUGUUGCCCCAAGUGCUGGACAGCCACUCCUCUGGCAUCGAUUUGGCCUUCUGGGGCCGGGUGCUCUCCAGCGUGUCCGAAAAACUGCGAGAGCUAGCUGAAAGGAGCAGCUCCAAGGACCUGCUGCGGGUUUUUUCCCCCCUCUUUGAGGAAGGGGCGAGUCCUUCCUUCAGCCAGCUAAUGAGCACCGUCUCUGACCUCUUCUGUGGGUACCCUGAGGGUUCCAGAGUGGCCUCCUUCAACUGGUACGAGGAUAACAACUACAAAGCUUUCCUGGGCAUCAACAACACCAAGGGCCAGCGGGGCUAUGUCUACGACAGCACAACCACUCCCUUUUGCAAUGAACUGAUGCAGAACCUGGAGUCUGACCCAGUCACCAAAAUUGUGUGGAAUUCAGUCAAGCCCCUGCUGAUGGGGAAAGUCCUGUAUGCCCCUGACUCCCCUGCAGUGAGACAGAUAUUAAAGAAUGCCAACACCACUUUUGAGGAGCUGGAGAGACUGAGGACCAUGGUUAAGGCCUGGGAAGAGGUAGGCCCUCAGAUCUGGGCCUUCUUCCAGAAGGGCAUUCAGAUGAACAUGAUCCGAGACACUAUAAGACACCCCACUGUGACAGACUUCAUUGAUAAGAGUCUAGAGGGAACACAGUUCUCCUCCAAGCAUAUCCUCAACUUCCUGUACACUGGACCACCUGGCAAUCGUCCCUAUGACAUGCCCAACUUUGACUGGAGGAACAUCUUCACCCUGGCAGAUCGAGUCCUCCGUACGCUCAACCAGUAUGGGGAGUGUCUGACCCUGGACAAGUUCGUAGGCCACCCGGACGAGGAUCAGAUGACCCACCGGGCCCUGAACCUGCUGGAGGAGAACAAGUUCUGGGCUGGACUCGUCUUUCUGGACAUGCACCCCGGGACCACCGAACUGCCGGCCCACGUCAAGUUCAAGAUCCGCAUGGACAUCGAUGCUGUAGAACGCACAAACAAGAUCAAAGACAGAUACUGGGACCCCGGUCCCAGAGCGGACCCCAUGGACGACCUGCGCUACAUUUGGGGAGGCUUCGCCUACCUGCAGGAUAUGAUUGAGCACGGCAUCAUACGGACGCACACCCGCAGGGACUGGCCGCUGGGCAUCUACCUGCAGCAGAUGCCUUACCCCUGCUAUGUGGAUGACCUGUUCAUGCUGACGCUGAACCGCUGCUUCCCCAUCUUCAUGGUGCUGGCCUGGAUCUACUCGGUCUCCAUGACGGUGAAGAGCAUCGUGCUGGAGAAGGAGCUGAGGCUGAAGGAGACUCUGAAGGCCAUGGGUGUGACCAACGGGGUCAUCUGGGGGGCCUGGUUCAUUGACAGCUUCCUGAUGAUGACUGCCAGCACGGCCCUGCUAACCGCCAUCAUCAUGGGAGGAAAAGUGCUGAACUACAGCAAUCCCAUCAUCCUCUUCCUCUUCCUGCUGACGUUCACCAUUGCAACCAUCAUGCAGUGCUUCCUGAUGAGUGUGUUCUUCAACAAAGCCAACCUGGCGGCUGCCUGCAGCGGGAUCAUUUACUUCACCUUGUACCUGCCGCACAUCCUCUGUUUUGCCUGGCAGGAUCACAUCACCAAGGAUAUGAAGAUCAUGGUGAGCUUGCUGUCCCCAGUUGCGUUUGGCUUUGGGACAGAAUACCUGUCUCGUUAUGAGGAGCAGGGCCUGGGCCUACAAUGGGAUAACAUUCAAACAAGCCCCCUAGAGGGGGACGAGUUCUCCUUCCUCAUCUCCAUACGUAUGAUGGUGUUCGACACCUUCCUCUAUGGCCUCCUCACCUGGUACCUCGAUAACGUAUUUCCUGGCCAGUAUGGAAUUGGGCGGCCUUUUUAUUUCCCCUUCCAGCCCUCAUACUGGUCUAGAUCAGUGCCCUCCCAGGCUGAGGAGCCGGGAUUUGAGAAGCCCGCAUCUGAGAAGGACUUUGCCAGCCUGGGGAAGGCGGAGGAAGAGCGGAGCGGGAAGUCUCCGGCCGGGUCCGGGUCGGACUGCAAACACCAGGACAAGCGCGAGAGAAAGGAGAGGGAGAGAGAGGAGCAGCAGAGGAGGCAGGAGGAGGAGCGGCGGAGAAUACAGGAGGCCCAGCAGUCAGGGAAGCCCUUCUUCGAGCCAGAGCCAACGGGCCUCAAUGUGGGCGUGUCCGUGCAGGAUCUGGUCAAGGUGUUCAGCAGAAACUCCAGUCCAGCGGUGGACGGGCUGAGUAUCAGCUUCUAUGAGGGACAGAUCACCUCCUUCCUGGGUCAAAAUGGGGCAGGAAAGACCACCACCAUGUCCAUCCUGAUUGGUCUGUUCCCUCCCACGUCAGGCACUGCCUACAUUAAUGGGAAGGACAUCCGCACAGACAUGGACACCAUCCGCCAGUCCCUGGGCAUGUGCCCCCAGCACAAUAUUCUGUUCCAUCACCUGACUGUGGCCGAGCACAUCCUCUUCUAUUCACUUCUGAAGGGCAGAACACAGUCUGAAGCCCUGCGGGAGGUGGAGAACAUGCUAGAAGACCUGGGCCUCCCCCACAAGAGGAAUGAUGAGGCACAGACUCUGUCAGGUGGCAUGCAGCGGAAGCUGUCGGUUGCCAUGGCAUUUGUGGGAGGUGCAAAAGUGGUCAUCCUGGAUGAACCCACUUCUGGGGUUGAUCCCUACUCAAGACGGUCAAUCUGGGACCUUCUCCUAAAAUAUCGCUCAGGCCGGACAGUCAUCCUGUCCACCCACCACAUGGACGAGGCCGACCUCCUGAGCGACCGUGUGGCCAUCAUCUCCAAAGGACGCCUGCACUGCUGCGGCUCUCCGCUCUUCCUGAAGAACUACCUGGGGGCGGGCUUCUACCUGACCCUGGUCCGCCGCAUGACGGGCCAGCAGCGCAAAGCCAAGAAGGAGAUGGAGUGCGACUGUGAGUCAGAGUGCUCCUGCCAGUGCUCAAUAUGUACCAAGUACAAAGAAGAUAUCCAGACCCAGACCAAAGCUCCUGACCGACAGAUGGACGGUGACCUGGAAAGCAUCACCACCCUGAUCCACCACCAUGUGCCUGAGGCCCAGCUGAUUGAAACCAUUGGUCAGGAGCUGACCUUCCUGCUGCCCAAUAAGGACUUCAAGCACCGGGCCUACGCCAGCCUGUUCCGAGAGCUGGAGGAGACGCUGGGAGACAUAGGCCUGAGUAGCUUUGGUGUGUCUGACACGUCACUGGAGGAGAUAUUCUUGAAAGUUACUGCUGAUAGAGAGGCAGAAAACACCCCACAACCUUCUGAUGCCUGUGAGCCAAAACAGGCCAACGGACAGAGGAGCCCUGGACCCUCAGACGGCAGGGAGGGUAAGGGCUCCAGGCAGAUCAGAGGCCUCAGCCUGGUCAUCAAGCAGUUCUUUGCCCUGCUCAUCAAGAGGUUCCACCAUGCCACACGCAGCUUCAAGGACUUCCUCGCACAGAUUGUUUUGCCAGCAAAUUUUGUCCUGGUGGCUAUGGUGUUCACUCUAAUCAUCCCUCCUUUCGGGGAAUACCCCAGCCUGACCCUGAGUCCCUGGAUGUACGGACGGCAGUUCACCUUCUUCAGUAAUGAGAGGACUUUGAAUGCAGAGAUGCGCUACUUUGGAGAGGUGCUUCUCAACAAGCCUGGGUUUGGAACCCGCUGUAUGGUGGAGGAACCUCUAGAGGACUUCCCCUGUAAUAACAUCACCACGGCGUGGGAGAUGCCGCUGGUUAACCCGGCGAUCAUGAGCAUGCUGCAGAACCCUGAGUGGACGGCGCUCAACCCCACCCCCAGCUGCCAGUGCAGCACAGGGACCAAACUCACCAUGCUACCAGUGUGCCCAGAUGGAGCGGGAGGGCUCCCCCCACCUCAGAGGAUUCAAUCCACAGGUGAUGUGUUAAUGGACCUCACUGGCAGGAAUAUUUCUGAUUACCUGGUCAAGAGCUACCCCACCAUCAUUAAGUCCAGUUUAAAGAGCAAGUACUGGGUGAAUGAACAAAGGUAUGGAGGUAUCUCUGUUGGAGGGCAACUCCCUGUUCUCGAUGUGGACCCUAGAACCAUUCGGAAUGUUGUGACUGACCUUGGACGUCUACUGAAUAUUACAGGGGGUAGAUACAGCGGGCUUGCUCUAAAGGAAAUAGGACCUUUCCUGAGAUACAUGGAGAGUGAAUAUAAUGUAAAGGUGUGGUACAACAAUAAGGGCUGGCACGCCAUGGUGUCCUUCAUGAACGUGGCCAACAACGCCAUCCUCAGGGCCAACCUGGCUCCGGGCGCCAAUCCUGCGGAGUACGGCAUCACCACCAUCAACCACCCCCUCAACCUGACCAAGGAGCAGCUGUCCGAGGUCACAGUGCUGACCACGUCGGUGGACGCGGUGGUGGCCAUCUGCGUGAUCUUUGCCAUGUCAUUCGUCCCCGCCAGCUUCGUGCUCUACCUGAUCCAGGAGAGGGUCUCCAAGGCCAAGCACCUGCAGUUCGUCAGCGGCGUCAGCCCCCUGGUGUACUGGACGUCCAGUUUCCUCUGGGACAUGAUGAAUUAUUCAAUCAGCACAGCGAUGGUCGUGGGGAUAUUCAUCGGCUUUGAUAAACAGUGCUACACCUCGCCGACCAACCUCCCUGCCCUCGUUGCCCUGCUGUUGCUCUAUGGGUGGUCGGUGACGCCCAUGAUGUACCCGCUGUCGUACGUCUUUAACGUCCCCAGCACGGCCUACGUCUCGCUGUCCUGCAUCAACCUCUUCAUUGGCAUGAACAGCAGUGCCAUCACCUUCAUUCUAGAGCUGUUUGAGAACAACCCGACCCUGCUCAAGUUUAAUGAGUUGUUGAAGAGGGGGCUGCUGAUAUUUCCUCAUUUCUGUUUGGGGCGAGGCCUGAUUGACAUGGCCAUGAACCAGGCGGUGACUGAAGUAUACGCCCGAUUUGGCGAAGAGUACGGCCUUGAUCCGUUUCACUGGGACUUCCUCGGGAAGAACCUGGCUUUCAUGGCUGUGGAAGGCUUUGUGUAUUUCAUCCUCAACCUCCUGAUUCAGUACCGCUUCUUCUUUUAUCACUGGAUUCCGGAAUCCAAGAAGGCCCCUCUCCCAUGUGAGGAUGAAGAUGUUGCCCAGGAGAGGGAGAGGAUCUACAGAGGAGGGAGCAACGUCGACAUCCUCCAGAUCAAAGACCUGUCCAAGACGUACAUGGGUCAGAAGCGGCCAGCUGUGGACAGGAUAUGUGUGGGUGUGCCCUCUGGUGAGUGCUUUGGCCUUCUGGGUGUGAACGGGGCUGGAAAGACAACCACCUUUGAAAUGCUUACGGGUGACACAAAUGUCACUUCUGGGGAUGCCUCGGUUGCUGGCUACAGCAUUCUCACCAACAUCCUGGACGUCCAUCAGAACAUGGGCUACUGCCCCCAGUUUGACGCCAUUGACGACCUGCUGACGGGCCGAGAGCACCUCUACCUCUACGCCCGUCUGCGGGGGGUCCCUGGGUCAGAGAUCAGCAGGGUGGCAGACUGGGCGAUUCAGAAGCUGGGCCUGUCCGAGUAUGCCAAACACAGAGCAGGCACCUACAGCGGUGGCAACAAGCGCAAACUCUCCACUGCCAUCGCCAUGAUAGGCUGCCCGGCUCUAGUGCUGCUGGACGAGCCGACCACAGGGAUGGACCCUCACUCCCGGCGUUUCCUGUGGAACUCCAUCAUGAGCGUGAUUCAGGACGGGAGGGCUGUGGUUCUCACAUCUCACAGCAUGGAGGAGUGUGAGGCCCUCUGUACCCGCCUGGCUAUCAUGGUCAACGGAACCUUCAAGUGUCUCGGCACCACCCAGCACCUCAAAUACAAGUUUGGCGAUGGCUACGUGGUCACCAUGAAAAUCAGGGCAGCGAAACCAGGGGCGGCCCCAGACCUGAACCUGGCCGAGGCGUUCUUGGAGAAAAGCUUCCCGGGCUGCGUGCAGCGGGAGAAACACUACAACACGCUGCAGUACGAGAUCCCCUCCUCCUCUCUCGCGCGCAUCUUCCAGCUGGUCCUGGCCAACAAGGAAAAGCUCAACAUCGAGGACUACUCCGUCUCCCAGACCACACUGGACCAGGUUUUCGUGAACUUCGCCAAACAGCAGUCAGGAGAGGACGACGUCAUUGUUUUACACCCAAGGGCAGCGGGCGGGAGGCGGGAUGUGAAAGUCACUCCAGACAAGUGUCCAGAGAAGGCAAAGUCUCGAUGACUUGCUUUAGGCAGAAGGGCUGAAUGUCAGUGGCUGAUGACAAAUGUUACUGUGCUGUGUUAUUUGUCCGAACUAAAACCCCCUGCAGUUUAACAAC
Molecule: messenger RNA, 7021 nt
Organism: Megalops cyprinoides (Indo-Pacific tarpon)
Lineage: Eukaryota; Metazoa; Chordata; Actinopteri; Elopiformes; Megalopidae
Gene: abca4a
Product: ATP-binding cassette, sub-family A (ABC1), member 4a
Exons: 49
Coding region: 1-6924 (2307 amino acids)
Biological process (GO): transmembrane transport; lipid transport
Cellular component (GO): membrane; intracellular membrane-bounded organelle
Molecular function (GO): ATP hydrolysis activity; ATP binding; lipid carrier activity
Source: RefSeq, a predicted model, not a curated record